AUGGGCGAAAACCAAUCAAAUUCUACCGCCGCCAACGCGCAGCAACCAGCCCCGACAAUGCAGAUGUACAGGGAGGAGCAAGCUCGGUUAAGGGCCAUGCUCGACAAGCGGGCCGCCAUCGCGAGACGCCUGGCAACCAUCGAAUCCGAUAUCGAGCAGAAGGAGACAGCAUACCUUGACAGUACGCCGAACGGUAACAUCAUUGCCGGGUUCGACAACUAUAUCAAGGGCACAGGCGCGGCUGCGCAGCGACGAAAGGCUGGCGCUACGGAGCAGAAUCGUGUCUUCUCGCGUUCGUCCAUCUCAUAUCGCCCUGGCAGUGAGGCUACCACGCCGGGCUCUACACCAGCUUCGCACGCCCCAACGCCCAUGUCCACAUCUUUCAAGGACGGCUCUGGAUCGAACCAUGCUACACCGACGUCUGCGACCGCAUCCAAGUCUGGGAAGAAGAAUAAGAAGCAGAAUGAAGAAGAUAGCGACCACGAUUCCCAGGCCCCGAACAAGAAGCGCAUCAACUUUGGUGCUGGCCGGAAGUGA
This is a messenger RNA of Colletotrichum truncatum, 537 nucleotides long. RefSeq names its product chromatin modification-like protein eaf6. The record is from RefSeq and is a predicted model, not a curated record. Gene Ontology annotation, cellular component: NuA4 histone acetyltransferase complex. NCBI's taxonomy places the organism in Eukaryota, Fungi, Ascomycota, Sordariomycetes, Glomerellales, Glomerellaceae.